AAAGACCAUAUCGAAAUGGAUCUAGUUUUUACAGGUCUUGCGGUAUUUGUCGUCCUGGGUUUAGUGUACUGGUACGGUGUUAAAGAUUAUGCCUUGAUGUCAAAUAUAACCGUUACAGGACCGAAACCAUGGCCGUAUUUUGGAAAUAUUCCUGACAUUAUCCAAGAUGGCGGCAUGCACAAGACGUUGUGGAAGUACUUCAAACGCUUUGGUCGAGUCCAUAAGUUCUACGUUGGGCGAAGACCAGCUCUCGUCGUCUCYGAUCCAGAAAUGAUCAAGGAGAUCAUGGUGAAAGAGUUCGACAAGUUUCGCAACAGACCAGAGUUUGUGAAAGUCGGACCCCCCUUGGUAUACGCUGUAGGGUUCGCACAGGACGAGAUUUGGAGGAGAAUUCGAACAAUUUUGACACCGACGUUCAGUGCAGCAAAACUCAAGGAAAUUAUUCCUAUUAUUCAAGUUUCCAUUGGAGAAUUGGAGAAAAAAUUGGAGAGAUUUUCUCGAACCGGUAGGUUUAUUUGUUUUUUAACAUAUGUCACGCUCGGUCAACUCAAUGCUUCCACUUAA
This is a messenger RNA of Exaiptasia diaphana, 564 nucleotides long. RefSeq names its product cytochrome P450 3A8-like. The transcript has a single exon. Gene Ontology annotation, molecular function: iron ion binding; heme binding; steroid hydroxylase activity. The record is from RefSeq and is a predicted model, not a curated record. Bases 16 to 564 code for a protein of 182 amino acids. NCBI's taxonomy places the organism in Eukaryota, Metazoa, Cnidaria, Anthozoa, Actiniaria, Aiptasiidae.